CCUGUUGAUUCAUUGCCCGAACCAGGCACCCUCGACGGUCCACCUGCACUUCCCGUGCUUUGCGCAAACGAACGACGCUGUCAACCACUGCCCUGUAUCUCAUUGUCCUUGGUUUCCUGACAAGCGAAUGCCAUCCCCAUCGACAUCAGAGGCGUUUAUACUUGUCCAUUGUACAUGAACAGCGCUGGGCGCACAGGAGGCAGUGCAAUGCCUCUUACAAAGUCCUUCUCGGAGCAGAACAGAGGUCCCAAGCGGCCACAAUGGCAGAGGUCAAAGAGUAACCCCGCGCAACGGACGACCGCCCCUCCCCCUCCCCUGCCGGUCUCCGCGAAGACCAAAAGCAAGCUACAGGCCUUCCACUUCGAACCCCUGCCCGUCUCCGACGCCAGCGACACGAACUCGAAGCAGGCCUUACCGCCGGCGCCGUCCAAGGCUGACGGUGUUGCGACUCCCGCAGGCCGUACCACAUGGCAGGACCUGCUCUCCAGGCCCGAGGUUCCCAAGGACGACGAGCAUCUCUCUCCCGGCGAGCGCAUCCUUUGGCGCAACGACCAGGAUGCCAGCCAUCCGGUUACCAUGUCCCCGCUGCUCCCACGCAAGGGCCGGAAGCGCGCAAGAAGCUCGUCUCCUAUCUCGUCUCCGGCUUCCAAGUUUGCUACUCCUGCCCUCGACAUCAAGAAGUUGGCCCAGGUCCUCAAGACGCCCCGUGCUGACCCAGCAUUGGAGUUGUGGGACCGCUUCUCCGUACCCGGCGCAAACACCAGCCCUUCCGGCCUGACGAAUCCGCUGCUUGCCCAGCUCAUGGUGUCGUCUUCACCUCGCCCUAAGGACGGCAGCGCGCUGGGUACUGAGAGGCCUUUGAGGAAGGCAAUCAGUUGCGGAGCUCACUGGCCAAAACGGCGCAAACCUGAGCGUGCUGAUUCAGACAAUGGGGAUGCUUCGGCCCUGAAGCCCCAGCCCAACUCCAAAUCAUCCAUGCUGUCGGCUCUUUUAGAGACGGUCAACGGCGAAAUCAGGAAGUCCGACUCAAUCCAACUCAAGCCAAGCCCCCCACGAAAUCGGUCGCCCAAAAGCAAGUUCCCAGCUGCCCAGGAUUCUGCCGGACAGUCACCCCGACGGCAGCCUGGAAGCUCUCCCUUGGCCAACAAGUCAACAGGAAUAAGGGGCGGGGGUAACGGUGUCGAGAUCUCUGCAGGGGACAAGACCUCCUCGGACUAUGGAGACGAAGACUUUGACGACGAAACACUGUUGGAGCUCGAUGCUAGCAUUCUUGGGCAAGGCGACGACUCUACUGUGGUCGUCUCCUCGGAAGAAUCGAACCAGCCAUGUCCGACGGUCCCAAAAACAGUCAACGACGAGUUUAACGACUUCGACGAUGACCUCUUCGAUGGGGCUGAGAACUUGAUGGCCGAGGUGGAGACAAAGCAUACUUUACAGCAGUCCCGCCAUGGGCAAGCGCACAACAGCACAGGCAUGGCUGAAGAUGAUGCAUACGGCGAUGUCUUUGAUGAUGUUGACUUCGAUGCCGUCGAAGUAGCAGCGACACAAGCAGCCUCCCGACCCUUCUCAACCAAUCCCACCCAGAAGCCAAAGGCGAUCCAGCGAUACCUGAUUAUGAAAGUGCUUGAGAGCUCCUAUGAUGAACGUGGGCGGGAAUUGCAUGAGAAGAUUCUCGUUGUGCAGGCCGAGAGAACGGACGCCAUCAAAACGAUACAUCUCAGGGGCGACUGGUACGACACGCAGGCCAGCCCGAAAGCAUAUGUCCACAUCAUCGGCGAUUUCGAGCCCUCCGGCAGAUGCAUUAUCGACAACACCCACAAUAUCCUUAUCUUGCAUCCCGAUCAACUGAUCUCGUCCACCGUUGUGGCAGACUCGUUUACCUGCAUGCGCCGCGCCGUUCUCCAGGACCGGGUCAAGGCAACCAGCCAAGCAACCGAGGCGCUUGUGUAUGGUACCGUUCUGCACGAGGUCUUCCAGGAGGCCAUGAUGGAGAACAACUGGGACUUGGGCUUUCUUGAGGCCGUUAUCAGCAGGACUCUACGAAAGCACCUUGAAGAUCUCUAUGUCAUCAAAGUCAGCUUGGAGGACGCCCAGUCUCGCGUUCUGUCCAAGAUGCCAGAGUUGAGGAGUUGGGCGCGAGCCUUCGUGGCAGCGAGCCCCAAGCCCAACGCCUUCGUUCAAGGGAAGAAUGGUGAGCGGGUCAACAUGUGCGUCAGUAAGUUGCUUGACGUCGAGGAGCAUGUCUGGUCCCCCAUGUAUGGGCUGAAGGGCAACAUUGAUGCCACCGUGCAGGUCACGAUGCGGGACAGCGAGUCAUCCAUGACUCUUACAGUGCCUUUUGAAGUCAAGACGGGCAAGAACGCCACUGCGAAUCACCAGGCCCAGACGGUCCUAUACAACCUCCUCCUCUCGGACCGAUACGAUAUCGAAAUCAUGUACGGCAUCCUGUACUACAUGGAGACCUCGCAGACGUUACGAAUUCCUGCCAUCAGGCAUGAACUCCGACACAUGAUCAUGCAACGGAACAUGCUGGCCUGCUAUAUUCGAGAACGGAGCGUCCAGCUCCCGCCCAUGAAGCGGAGCAAGAAUGCAUGUGGUAAAUGCUAUGCUCAAGCAUCAUGUUUCACCUACCACAAGCUGGCCGACGGAGGCGACGGCGAAACGAGCGGGUUGCAUGAAAAGUUCGACGAGGUGGUCAGGCAUCUGACUCCCACUCACCAGGAGUUCUUCCUGAAGUGGGAGGACCUUCUUACCAAGGAAGAAAAGGAGUCGCAGAAGCUGCGCCGAGAACUUUGGACCAUGCUCAGCACUGAACGUGAAAAGGUCGGCCGCUGCUUCGCAAAUGUCAUCAUCGAAGAGGGCUCGGCAUCCGAAGACAAGAACCAGGCCAAGAUCAACCGGUUUGCCUACACUUUCAUCAAACAGAAUCCAGCUCCCGGCUUCUCUUUCCUGGACUCGCAGCUCACCGUCGGAGAGCCCAUUGUCGUGUCUGACGAGCAGGGCCAUUUCGCACUUGCGCUGGGCUACGUGACUGCCGUCAAGAAGCAGAGAAUUAGUGUUGCCGUGGAUAGGCGUCUUCACAACGCCCGUAUUCGGCAGCCGGGUUUUGACGAGGUUGACAACCAGGUGUUUGCGAGCAUCAUGGAAGUCGCCCCAGAAGGAGCAAAACCAGACCAGAGUCAAGGCAAGAUCAGAGAAGCGCCGAUCCGCUACCGGCUUGACAAGGACGAGUUUAGCAACGGCAUGGCCACGGUCAGGAACAAUCUUGUCCAGGUCAUGGCCGAUGGCCAGUUUGGGUCGGCAGAAAUUCGCCGGCUCGUCGUCGACCUGGUCCCGCCAAGAUUCAAGUCUACCCCGACUCAGUACACGGUUCCGGGUAGAGACAGUUUAAAUGUGGACCAAAAGGCGGCGGUCGAGAAGUGCGGCACCGAAUCCCUCCGCUUCGCCGAACUGGAAGUCCCCAACAUGGACGCCCUCCGCACGCGCCACUUUGACGCUGCCUCUUUCAUCUCCCACUCGCAGUCCCAACAACAACAACAAACUGCCAAUGGCAGUCCCUCCAAACCAGCCCGGCCCACAUCCUUCUGCCCCGCGCCUCGCCCAGGAACCUGCUGGCUAGCCGACCUCCUCGAUCCCGCCGCGCGCGUCCGCUUCGUCAACACCGACGCCCUCGGGCCGGCAUCGUACGAGCAGGCCAAGGGCAACCGCAUCGUGAACCCGUGCGAGGCGCGCAUCGUCGCGCAGCUCGUCGACGCGCUGCUCACCGUUGGCGUGCCGCCGCACGAAAUCGGCAUCGUCACGCACUACCGCUCGCAGCUAGCGCUGCUCAAACACGUCCUUCGCUCUUCCUCGUUCAACUCGUCAUCCUCAUCAUCCGCCGCGGUGACGGGCAGGGGCAGAGCGGCGGCCGCUGCAGUCGCUGCCGCGGACGUUGAGAUGCAUACGGCCGACCGGUUCCAGGGGCGGGACAAGUCGGUCGUGAUAUUGAGUCUGGUGCGGAGCAACGAGCAGUGUGCGAUUGGCGAGCUGCUGAAAGACUGGCGGAGGAUCAACGUCGCGUUUACGCGGGCCAAGACUAAGCUGCUUGUUGUCGGGAGCAGAAGCACGCUGGGCGGAUGCGGCGAGGGGGAGAUGCUUGCGAGGUUUGUGCGGUUGAUGGAGGAGCGAGAGUGGGUGUAUGACUUGGGUGUGGGGGCGCUGGAUGGGCAUCACUGGGAGGAUGUGGGAGGGGUUGGGAUGCAGGCCUGUGCUGGUGGAGGCGGUGAUGCUUCUGUUGGGGGCAGGGAUGGGUCUGCGGCUAAGAGUCCCAUGAAGGAGAUGCUGUUUCUACCUGCGUCGGCGACAAGGGCGAGUGCUAUCAAGGGCAAGGAGAACCGAUCUUUGAGCGGGAAGAGCCACAGGACGGUGGAGCCGAAGAAGGCGGCGAGGAUUGGCGAGCGGGCGAUGCUCAGGGCAAAGCCCGUGUUGCGGGAUAUUUUGAACGAUAUGAUGGAUGGCGGGUAUUGAGAUACGUGCCUUGUGGUUUUCGUCGGUUUGGUGUCUUCACAGUCAUAGUCAGGGCUAUGGGCAUUUGUUGGGUUAUGCCAGGUUGGGCUAUGGUUAUGUGGGCAACGUGUAUGGCUGGCUUGGAUGUAUGUUUAGCUUAUUUUGAAGGUCGGGGGGCUUAUCUGGGUACUGUAACCAUUGCUAUGACAGGCACAAUAUAAUUGGCACCAGGGGC
Molecule: messenger RNA, 4720 nt
Organism: Parathielavia appendiculata
Lineage: Eukaryota; Fungi; Ascomycota; Sordariomycetes; Sordariales; Chaetomiaceae
Product: Dna2-domain-containing protein
Exons: 5
Coding region: 175-4506 (1443 amino acids)
Source: RefSeq, a predicted model, not a curated record